AUUGAACCUAUAAAUCAGUUAUUUUAAGGAGAGGGAGUGAGAGUGCCUUAUCUUCUUCUACUCUGAAGCGCAGAGAGAGAGAGAGAGAGAGAGUGACUCUACACUUUGGUCUUAAAGCUCAAGUCUUCUCUCUGCUAACCUCUUUUGCUGAAACAAAACAUAUAUCUAGGAAUUGGGAAACCUCUUCCAAUGGCUAAUUCUUUGUGUUCCGUGCCUGUUUGUUCGUUCAAGUCCCCUAACAAACCAGGGAUUUUAAUUGGCAAUUCUGUUGCUCGGAAGGUUCUUUCGGUGAAUGAAGUGUCUCAGAAGUCUCAAACUGCUAAGUUCCAAUCUUUGGAAGUUAAGGCUACAGGAAGUAAUCCAGGCACCAAACCAAAUAGCAUAGUCUGUGCUGACUGUGAUGGAAAUGGUGCCAAGUCGUGUACUCAAUGCCAGGGUUCUGGUGUUAAUUCUGUAGACCACUUCAAUGGACAGUUUAAAGCUGGUGGAUUAUGUUGGCUGUGCAGGGGUAAAAGGGAGAUUUUGUGUGGGAGUUGUAAUGGAGCUGGCUUUCUUGGUGGAUUCAUGAGCACAUUUGAUGAAUAGAAGCUUGAAAAAGCUGGCUUUUCAGUGAAUCGACUGUUUUGUGCUGUGUGGUUCACCAGAAUUUCUGCAUUUUCUGUGAACAUCAAUAUACAAUUUGUAUGGUGAGACUUGAGAUUGAAUUCCUGGCUGCCCGGAUUGGACAUAUAUUCUGAAUUACCAUUACGAAACAAUGCUAAAUUUUGUAGUCAAUGAAUCUUGAAUGUCA
Messenger RNA from Juglans microcarpa x Juglans regia, 790 nucleotides. Its product is annotated as protein BUNDLE SHEATH DEFECTIVE 2, chloroplastic. Gene Ontology annotation, molecular function: protein folding chaperone. NCBI's taxonomy places the organism in Eukaryota, Viridiplantae, Streptophyta, Magnoliopsida, Fagales, Juglandaceae. The record is from RefSeq and is a predicted model, not a curated record. Bases 190 to 585 code for a protein of 131 amino acids. The transcript has 5 exons. Gene Ontology annotation, cellular component: chloroplast stroma; protein folding chaperone complex.